Gadus chalcogrammus (walleye pollock) is the source of this 2079-nucleotide messenger RNA. It is a transcript of the gene chata, whose product is annotated as choline O-acetyltransferase a. Gene Ontology annotation, biological process: neuromuscular synaptic transmission; acetylcholine biosynthetic process. Gene Ontology annotation, cellular component: cytoplasm; neuron projection. The record is from RefSeq and is a predicted model, not a curated record. Lineage: Eukaryota; Metazoa; Chordata; Actinopteri; Gadiformes; Gadidae. Bases 1 to 2079 code for a protein of 692 amino acids. Gene Ontology annotation, molecular function: choline O-acetyltransferase activity. The transcript has 14 exons.
AUGCCCGUUCUGGACCGGGAGCGCGAGACAGAGCAAGGAGGGGGUGAUGCUUUGCCCAAGCUGCCCUUGCCCGCCCUGGGGGACACGCUGGACCUCUACCUGAGGACCCUGCGGCCCCUGCUGACAGAGGAGCAGUAUCAGGAGACCCUGAAGAUAGUGACUACGUUUGGGGCUCCUGGGGGCCUCGGGGAGCUGCUGCAGCGCAGGCUCCUGGAGAGGAGUGAAAACAGAGCCAACUGGGUGUAUGACUACUGGCUGAAUGACAUGUACCUGGCCAACCGAAUGGCCCUGCCCAUCAACUCCAGUCCGGUCAUGGUGUUCCCUCCACAGCACUUCCGGGCUCCAAUAGACUCACUAAGGUUCGCUGCUCACCUGAUUUCAGGGAUGUUAGAGUACAAAUCCCUCCUCGAUACGCGCUCCUUGCCUUUGGACUAUGCGCGGGGUCAGCUGGCUGGCACUCCUCUGUGCAUGGAGCAGUACUACCGCCUGUUCACCUCCUACCGCCUACCGGGGCCCCAGAGGGACACACUAGUGGCCCAGCAGAGCAGCGUGAUGCCAGAGCCUGAGCACAUCAUCGUGGCCUGCAGAAACCAGUUCUUCGUCAUGGACGUGGUGAUCAACUUCCGUCGACUCAACGAGAGAGACCUGCUGACCCAGCUGGACAGGAUCUCUAAAAUGGCCGACAGCGAGGAGGAGCGCCUCCCUCCUAUUGGUCUACUCACUUCAGACGGUCGCACCGAGUGGGCGGAGUCCCGCCGGGUGCUCAUGAAAGAGUCCACAAACAGGGAUGCUCUGGAUAUGAUCGAGAGGUGCCUAUGUCUGGUGUGUCUUGACCAAUCGUCUGGCCUCGAUUUGACUGACACCUCCAGGGCCAAGCUGAUGCUGCAUGGAGGAGGCGGGGCUAAGAACGGGGGAAACCGCUGGUAUGACAAGCCCAUGCAGUUUGUCAUAGGAUCCGAUGGCUGCUGCGGAGUGGUGUGUGAGCAUUCUGCUUUUGAGGGGAUCGUCCUUGUGCAAUGCACAGAGUACCUCCUCAAAUACAUGAGAGGCAGUCCGUCUAAACUGGUUAGAGCUGCAAGCGUGAGUGAGCUUCCCGCUCCUCGCAGGCUACGCUGGAAAUGCACUCCAGAAAUUCACAAGCACCUCUCCUCUUCUGCAGACAAACUCAACAGGCAGGUGAGAAAUUUGGACAUGGACGUUCAUAAGUUCCAUGAGUACGGGAAGGAGUUCAUCAAGAAGCAGAAGAUGAGCCCGGACGCCUACAUCCAGGUUGCCCUGCAGCUAGCCUACUACAAGUGUCACGGACGCCUGGUGUCCACCUACGAGAGCGCGUCCAUCCGUCGUUUUCAGGAAGGUCGAGUGGAAAACAUCCGCUCAGCCACCGCCGAGGCCCUGGGGUUUGUCCGAGCGAUGGCCGAUUUGAAAUCGAGUGAUACAGAAAAGAUGGAACGGUUACGCGCAGCAAUCAAUGCACAGACGAAGUACACGGUUCUGGCUAUCACUGGGAAGGCCAUUGACAAUCACCUACUGGGACUCCGGGAAAUAGCACAAGACCUGAAGCUGGAGAAACCAGAGAUAUUCAAAGACAAGGCCUUUCUGAUCAGUAAUCAAUUCAUUCUGUCUACAAGUCAGGUGCCCACCACCGUCGACAUGUUCUGCUGCUAUGGGCCGGUGGUCCCGGACGGCUACGGCGCCUGCUACAACCCCCAGUCGGACCACGUCCUCUUCUGCGUGUCCAGUUUCAGGGACAGCCCUCAGACGUGCUCCGAAGAGUUCGUCCAGAUUCUGGAGCGGGGCCUUCUGGAGAUGAGGGACUUAUGCGUCAGACACAACGCCGACACCAAUGGGAAUCCUAGUGGAAAAGCCGAUGGGAGACCCAUUGGGAAGCCCAAGGAGGAAACUCUGGAGAGGCCUGUGCAGAGCCAAGCGCCCAGGAUGGUUGUCGGGACACCAUCCGCUCUGGGGGACGUCCAGAGACCUCCGCCCCAGGUUUCAGUGAGCAAAGCAGCGGCGAAAAGCCAAGUGGAUAUCCAGACUCAGACGACAUCGCAAGGAGGCUCAAAAGAACGUAAGAUUUGA